AGCAGGUGCCCGUUGUAAACAACACUUGGUAACGGCAAGAAUUAACUUAUUAAUCGGUUUAUUGGGGAGUAAUCCAGAUUAUCACAGAUUAUUUAAUUAUGCCGCGAAGAGGAGGAAGUGACAAUGGUUCUGAAAACCAGGAAAUGGUUGGGACAUUCGAAACACUUCGUGAUGAAGGAGAACAUUUUGUUCAUGUCAAACUAUGGCAAAAAGCAAUCGACAGCUUUACAAGGGCCAUUGAGAUGAAUCCAGAGGACAAGAAAUGUUUUGUCACACGAUCAAAAUGUUGGUUACAACUAGGCAACGCAGAGAAUGCUCUCAUGGAUGCAGAGGAAGCACUGCGACAAGACAAAGAAUUCAUUCCAGGCUUGUAUCAGAAAGCGGAGGCUAUGUAUCAGCUGGGGGAUUUUGAAACAGCAUUAGUGUUCUUCCACAGAGGUCACAAGUUACGACCAGAACUUCAGGAAUUUAGGCUUGGAAUCCAGAAAGCUCAGGAGGCCAUCAACAACAGCAUUGGACAGCCUGAUUCAGUUAAACUGACAGCAGAGGGUGAUCUGACAUAUUUCUACAAACAGGAGGAGGAUGAAAAGGCCAAGGCCAAAUCAAAGAAAACUGGUGGAACAUAUGGAAAGCCUGGUGCUAAAAAAGAGGCAGCCAAAGAGAGACAAAAACCUCAGGGAAGUGGGGACCAGAAAACCAUCAAACAGCUCCUGGGAGAACUGUACGGAGACAAGGACUUCCUGGAAAAACUUCUCAAUGAGGACAGUUUAACAAAUGACAGCAACCCCACAAACAAAGGCAUAAGGGAGAAGAUAUAUGAUGGAUUAGACUAUUUAAAUGCCAGAGCUGACUUCUGGCGGCAGCAGAAACCAAUGUAUGCUCGUAAUCGUGACAAGGAUAAGCAGGGAAAGAGCGCCAAGGCCCGAAACAAAGACCCCACCAGCUACCUACUCAGGUGUCUGGAGGAUAUUGAUGAUGAUCAAUCAAAGGAGAGAUACGAAGAAAGUUUACAGAAGGCCAAGAAAACACUGAAGACGGUGGAGAACAUGAGUGAAGAUCAGCUUCAGAACAAGGCAGAGAUCUUAGCUAACAUCCACAGUCAGAUCGGAAACGCCUACCUAGAGCUCGGCAAAUACAACGAAUCUCUGAAACACCACGAAGAGGACCUCAGACUCGCCAAAGAAAAUGAUUUGGAGGAUGCCUGUUCAAGAGCUUUGGAUAACCUAGGAAGAGUAUAUGCUCGUAAAGGAAAUUAUGAGAAAGCUAUAGAAGUAUGGCAGGAAAAAUUACCUAUGAGUAAAUCUCCACUAGAGAGCACCUGGCUGUACCAUGAAAUUGGUCGGUGUUACCUAGAAUUACAAAAAUGUCAGGACUCUCGAGACUUUGGAGAGAAAGCAAUACAGGCAGCAAAGGAAGCCGAGGACGAUGGAUGGCAGCUCCACGCUAGUGUCUUAGUAGCUCAGUCAGAGGUUAAAUUAGGAGAUUUACAAUCAGCAGCAGAAUCAUUUGAAAGAUCAUUAGAACUGGCCAAAAAACUUAAUGAUGGCCCGGCAGAGGCAGCCAUUAAAAAGGCCAUGGAGGAGGUCAAUAACAGGAUAGUGCAGGGAGUGAAGGAGGGGGAGGAGAAAGACGAAGAUGACAGAGGGUCCACAAAAUCAGCAGGGGACAGGAAAGGGGCCACCAGUCAAGCCUCAGAUAAGGGAAAUGAAAGUGAUCAAGAUGACAAGAGGAGUAAACAUAGUAAAGACGGUGAAGAUAAAGCUAUAGAUUUCAAGCUCCCCACAGCUGCCAGAUCUAGUCCCCGGCCCCCCGCUAGUCCUCGCCCACGUUCAGUCAGCAUCAGGGACCCGCCCGAGUCUGAAGCGGGGUCAAAGGGAGGUCACGAGGAGGCAGGAUCCAGGGGGAAUGUAUCACAUACCAAGAAAACCCCCUCCCCAGUGACCAGAAAAGGAAUCCAGAAGGGGAACAGUACGACCCAUAGUUCAGCGGGAAGUGUAAAGAGUGGUAAACCUGCAUCAGAAUCCGGGAAUCCCAAAGGAUUAGGAUAUUCCCACCCAUUUGAAAUCAAGAAUAAAGGCAAAGAAGAGGAGGCACAGAAAUCAUGAGACAAGAGAAGACAGACUUAGUGAGAAUAAAACAAGGAACAAACUAUCUAAAAUAUCAGACCUUUAUUACAAAUGUAUUAAAUACAUGGUUACAAAGAUUACGCAAUUCUGGCCAUUUGUCAAAAAAUUAUGAUAUACAAUUUUCCAACUAAAACAUAAUGAAUAUAAUUUGUAUUGCUUUAUUAAGUAGUUAUAAAUUCAUGCUAUUUAUUGGACGCAUUUUGAAGGU
Saccostrea cuccullata (small rock oyster) is the source of this 2334-nucleotide messenger RNA. Its product is annotated as outer dynein arm-docking complex subunit 4-like. NCBI's taxonomy places the organism in Eukaryota, Metazoa, Mollusca, Bivalvia, Ostreida, Ostreidae. The transcript has 15 exons. The record is from RefSeq and is a predicted model, not a curated record. Gene Ontology annotation, molecular function: protein binding. Gene Ontology annotation, cellular component: cytoplasm. The coding region runs from base 99 to 2105 and encodes 668 amino acids.